AUGUCAUUCAUUCAACUCGUUCACUUCUUCGGUCUUUUGACCUUGGCUGCUGGCAAGCCGAUUCUUAUUCCGAGGCAAGCUUCGGGAGCGCCGCAGGACGGUGCUCGCAACCUGAUUGAUGUUCAGCUGCAGGCGCUCGGAAACUCGACUGUUAAAGCCUUCAUUACCAACAUUGCCGAUGAGAAUCUCCGUGUUGUCAAGAGGGGUGGUCUCCUCGAUAACGAGCUUCCCACUAAGAAGGUGGUUGUGUCUGGAUCUGGUGGCGGCCCAACUUUCACUGGUGCGGAGGUCGACUACAUCAACACACACCUGAGUGAUGACGCCUUCAUGGAACUCGCCCCUAAGCAAACAAUCGAGUCCAUCUUCGACAUCGCCGACUCCCACGACCUUGCCCCCGGAGAGAAGUACUCCGCGAUCGCGGAUGGCAUGCUCGAAUACACGAAGUUGAAGGACCCCAAGAAAUUCUUUGUCGUACCUUACACAUCCAACACCAUCGAUUUCGAUGCUCCUGAGGACUCUGCCAACCGCCUUACUACCCGCGCCACCCUCGAAUCCUGCAGUGGCGAAUACAACAAGCUGAUGCAGGAUAACCUUGCGCAGGCCGCCAAGAUGGCCGAGGCCGCUGCUGCCGAUGCCCGCGACGGCAGCAGUGGACUGUUCCAGAAGUUCUUCAAGUCCCAGGACGAGGCUGACAAGAAGGAGGUUGCGGAGCGCUUGGAGGCUAUUGCCAAGGAAGCAACAUCGAAGGGCACAUUGACCUACUACUGUCAGCCAUCGGCGCAGGAUUCCUGCGGCGGCAACAUUGCGGCCAUUACAUACCCAACACUAAACCGUGUUGUCAACUGCCAAGCAUAUUAUGAGACGCAGCAGGUGGUGAACGAGUGUGGAUAUCUGGAUCAGGCGGCUAUCUCGCUCCAUGAGUUCUCGCAUGCUACUAGUGUCUAUGCGCCGGGUACAGAUGAUGUUGUGUAUGGACUUGAUGGUGUGCUUCAAUUGAGCACUGCGCAAGCCAAGAAUAACGCCGAUUCAUUUGCUUACUAUGCUAACAGUGUUUUCAACAACUGCAGUGCUGAUGGUAGCCAAAAUGGAAACUCUGGUACUCAACCCGGCUCUUCAAGUGGAAUGAAUAAUGGAGGUGGUUUUACCAUCCCCUGGGGACAGGGAACUGGUCAAGGAAAUGAGCAGGGAGCCAACCAGGGAGCCAACCAGGGAGCCAACCAGGGAGCCAACCAGGGAGCCAACCAGGGAGCCGGUCAGCAAACUGGUGGUCCAACUGGAAUGGAAAAUGGAGGCGGCUUUACCAUCCCCUGGGGACAAGGAAUUGGUCAAGGAAACGAACAGGAGGUUAGUCAGGGUGCCGGUCAACAGACCAACCAGGCCGGUGGUAUGGCUCCUUGGGGACAGCAAGAUAGCACCACGCAAGGCACCACACAGCCCGGAUCCGAAUGGCCCGCCGGCUUCGACAACCUUCCCUGGUCCUUUAACAACCCCGAUCAGGGUGCCCAGUCCAAUGGCGGUCAAUUUUCCAACGAGUGGCAGCCAGUUUCGAAUGAGUAUGAGGAGGUUUCGAGUUCCCCAUCUGGUUACUUUCCCGCUGGUACCUUCGAGGCCCCUGAGAGAUCGCAGGUUUUUGAACUUGGUGAAGGAAGUGGCUGGUUCAAGAGGGAUCAGUAG
Aspergillus bombycis is the source of this 1674-nucleotide messenger RNA. RefSeq names its product neutral protease 2 precursor. The record is from RefSeq and is a predicted model, not a curated record. NCBI's taxonomy places the organism in Eukaryota, Fungi, Ascomycota, Eurotiomycetes, Eurotiales, Aspergillaceae. Gene Ontology annotation, molecular function: metalloendopeptidase activity. The coding region runs from base 1 to 1674 and encodes 557 amino acids. The transcript is spliced from 3 exons. Gene Ontology annotation, biological process: proteolysis.